Melopsittacus undulatus (budgerigar) is the source of this 1483-nucleotide messenger RNA. Its product is annotated as urotensin-2 receptor-like. The record is from RefSeq and is a predicted model, not a curated record. Bases 19 to 1029 code for a protein of 336 amino acids. Lineage: Eukaryota; Metazoa; Chordata; Aves; Psittaciformes; Psittaculidae. Gene Ontology annotation, cellular component: plasma membrane. Gene Ontology annotation, molecular function: urotensin II receptor activity. The transcript has a single exon. Gene Ontology annotation, biological process: regulation of blood pressure; blood vessel diameter maintenance; neuropeptide signaling pathway.
UGCUUGCUGUACCCAAAGAUGUCUUAUGACCCUUCCUUCAGCAGCACAAGACCUGGAGAGGAUCUUGAGGGUGGCAGCUUCUCGGAGGAAAGCAGUGGUGUGAGUGAUGACAGUAGCAUCCUGGGAGGGGACAGCCCAGUCACGGGGCCUCUGGGUGCAGUGCUGCUCAUCAUGUGCCUCACUGGGAUGGUGGGGAACAUCUACACCAUGUUGGUAGCCUCCGGCAGGGUGGCGGGCCACUCAGCGGGCUCCUUGGGGGUCUAUGUGAUCAACCUAGCCCUGGCUGACCUCCUGUACCUCUCCACCAUCCCCUUUGUGGUCUGCACCUACUUCGCCCAUGACUGGUUCUUCGGGGAUAUGGGCUGCAGGCUUUUGCUCAGCCUGGACCUCCUCACCAUGCAUGCCAGCAUCUUCCUCCUGACUGCCAUGAGUCUGGAGCGGUACUGGGCAGUGUCCAGGCCGCUGCGGGCCAGGUGGGCCAGCAAUGCUUACCGCAAGCUGGCCAGCACUGUCCUCUGGCUCCUCUCGCUCCUGCUUACGGCCCCCAUGAUGGUGAUGACCCAGCUGCGGGAAGAGGACGGUUCCCACAAGCGCAUGUGCAUCCCCAUGUGGACACCAGCAGCCUUCCGGCUCUACCUGACAGUGCUCUUCACCACCAGCAUCCUGGCACCCGGCGUGGUGCUGGGCAUCGUCUACACCCGCCUGGCCCAUGCAUACUGCUCGUCUGUGUGGGGCAUGGGGCUGCCGGUGGCUGGCAGGGCCCCUGCCCGGCGGCUCUUGUCCAGGAUCUCCACCAUUGUGGUGGUUUACUGGGCCUGCUUCCUCCCUUUCUGGGCCUGGCAGCUGGCUGGGCUCUACUGGGGCAAGGGGCUGGGCAUUGGUGCCACCACACAAGCCUACCUCAACUUUGGGGUCACCUGCCUGGCCUACAGCAAUAGCUGCAUCAACCCCUUCCUUUACACCCUACUCACUCGCAGCUACCGCCGGUGCCCCAGGGUGGGCAUGGCACGACCACCAGCACCAUCCUAGGAGCCAUGGAAGGGCUAGGGGGAAGCCACAGCAUCCCUCCACUUAAUAGAAUCAUAGAGUCACAGAAUGGUUUAGGUUGGAAAGGACCUUGAGAUCAUCUAGUUACAACCCCCUGCCAUGGGCAGGGACACCUCACACUAGUCCAUGUCACCCAAGGCUCUGUCCAACCUGGCCUUGAACACUGCCAGGGAUGGAACAUUUAUCAGUUCUUUGGGCAGCCCAUUCCAGUGCCUCACCACCCUCACAGUAAAGAACUUCUUCAUUAUACCUAACCUGAACUUCCAAUGUUUUAAUUUGAACUCAUUACUCCUUAACUUACAGCUACAGUCCCUGAUUAAUUGUUCCUCUCCAGCAUCCAAUUCUGGGAGAGCUGUUGAGCUAUUUGGGAUGAGCAGCAUCCUAGGUUGGGAACAUUGGCUGGGGUUGAGCCAAGAAAUAAAAGUGCAUCACCCUC